Mya arenaria is the source of this 2285-nucleotide messenger RNA. RefSeq names its product signal recognition particle receptor subunit alpha-like. Gene Ontology annotation, molecular function: GTPase activity; ATP hydrolysis activity; signal recognition particle binding. Gene Ontology annotation, biological process: SRP-dependent cotranslational protein targeting to membrane. The record is from RefSeq and is a predicted model, not a curated record. Gene Ontology annotation, cellular component: endoplasmic reticulum membrane; signal recognition particle receptor complex. NCBI's taxonomy places the organism in Eukaryota, Metazoa, Mollusca, Bivalvia, Myida, Myidae.
UCCGGGGAAAUUUCAACACACUAACUAACACUCUGAUAAAAGCAUCAAAAUGUUAGAUUUCUUUACAAUUUUUAGUAAAGGAGGCAUUGUCCUUUGGUAUUUUCAAGGAACAUCGCAGCUUUUUACUGCUCCAGUCAAUUCUUUGAUCAGGAGUGUCAUUUUACAGGAGAGAAGUGGAAGUAACCAGUUCACUCACGAGGCUCUCACGCUCAAGUACAAGCUCGACAAUGAGUUCGAACUGGUGUUUGUUGUUGCUUACCAGAAGAUACUGCAGUUAUCCUACGUAGACAAGUUUCUGGACACAAUACAGUUGGAAUUCAGGAAUAAAUACAAGGAUGACCUGCAGAAUGGGGCAAUUUCUGGAAGUUUUGAUUUCAGGGCUGACUUUGACAGGAUUUUGUUUGAUAUAGAGCAGGAGACAAGAAAGCAAACACAGAAAGGAAGGGUGAUGAAAACAUUUGAAGAAUCUGAUAAGUCGAGGAAGACGGUUAAAUCAAUGAUAGAAAACAAGAAGGAAGAUAACAACAAGAAACCAGCGAAGGGCAAGGAAAACAAACCUGUGAAAGCAGCCCCUGUGCAGAGCUCCCCUAAGCCUGCCCCCACAGUCCCCAUGGCAACAAGUAAUCUGAGCAACGGGGAACUGGAUGAGGAGACGAUCAGGCAGAACCUUGUGAAAAAAUUUGGAGCAAAGAAGAAGACACCGAAAGCUGAACCAAAGAGCCCAGAUGGUGGUAAAAAGAAGGGCAAGGUCGGCACCAAGUGGGAGAUGGGCGGUACAUCGAAAGACUUGGAAACGCUGGAUUUCAACAAGGGGACUGGGGACAACAUGAAUGGGCAGGUCAAUGUCAAGGAUGAGGAGCUGCAGCAGGUGGGUACAAUGGGUGGGGAACUGAAGAACAUAGAGACUGACUCGGAGAGUGAGGAGGAAGAGGAGGAGGAGGUCACACAGACUGCCAGCACAAAGAAGUCUGAGGGCAAGGGCAUGUUUGGGAUGUUUAAGAACCUGGUCGGCUCCAAGAUGCUUUCACAUGAAGACCUUCAGCCCGUAUUGGAAAAGAUGAAAGAACAUCUAGUUUCUAAGAACGUGGCUUCAGACAUUGCCCAGAAGCUGUGUGACUCCGUCGCUGUUAAACUGGAGGGAAAAACCCUGGGAACAUUCAGCAGUAUCAGUACGACAGUGAAGACAGCCCUUAAUGAGUCGUGCCUGCAGAUCCUGAGACCACGGAGACGUGUGGACAUUCUCCGUGAUGCCAUGGAAGCCAAACAGAAUCGACGCCCGUAUUGCAUCACCUUCUGUGGGGUCAAUGGUGUCGGAAAGAGCACAAACCUUGCCAAAAUCUGUUUUUGGCUGGUAGAGAAUGGAUUCCGUGUAAUGAUUGCAGCGUGUGACACGUUCCGCGCAGGUGCUGUGGAACAGCUCAGGACCCACACACGCAAGCUGAACGCUCUCCACCCACCAGAGAAACAUGCUGGGCAGCAGAUGGUACAGCUGUACGAGAAGGGAUACGGGAAAGAUGCGGCCGGGAUAGCCAUGGAGGCAAUAAACUUUGCUCGUGACUGCCAUAUUGAUGUGGUUCUUGUGGACACCGCUGGUCGGAUGCAGGAUAAUGAACCACUCAUGAGGGCACUUGCUAAGCUAAUUAAGGUGAACCAGCCGGACCUUGUGUUGUUUGUCGGUGAAGCGCUGGUGGGUAACGAGGCAGUUGACCAACUGACCAAGUUUAACCAGGCGCUGGCAGACCACUCAAACAUGACCAACCCAAGACUCAUCGACGGCAUCAUCCUGUCCAAGUUUGAUACCAUUGAUGAUAAGGUGGGAGCUGCCAUUUCCAUGACAUACACGACGGGCCAACCAAUCGUGUUUGUGGGAACUGGUCAGACAUACACAGACCUGAGAAAUCUCAACGCUAAGGCUGUUGUGCAUGCUCUUCUGAAGUAGAGCCCACAAUACACAAGAAGAAGAAACAACCUUACACCACAAAAAGAGACUCUGUUUAACAUUAGGAUGAGGAUGGUUUGAUUCAAGUGUUUAACUUUACAACUUUCUUGUUAAAGCAAAUUUUAAUUUCUGACACCUUUAACCUUAAAGCUUUAUUCAAACUGUUGGCAUUUGUUUGCAAUUGUAAAAAAAUAUUAAGGAUUAAGCGCAGUUGAUAAACAAAAAUGGAAAUGAAAAAUGAAAUAAAACCCCAGCAAUCUUUGUACUUUUUUAUGCAUGAUUCAUGCUGAAAGUGUUCAUAUUUUUUAUGUAAAAUAUUGAUGAGUGAGCUCUAGCCAAAUUGUAC